Molecule: messenger RNA, 645 nt
Organism: Microthlaspi erraticum
Lineage: Eukaryota; Viridiplantae; Streptophyta; Magnoliopsida; Brassicales; Brassicaceae
Source: the annotation of a GenBank genome assembly
AUGACUAGGAGGUCCAACAAGGACAACCUAGUUGAACAUCCAGAGAUUGACAAGCUUGAGAAGCAACUUAGGAAGCAAAAGCCCAAGAGAUGGCCGACGAAGCAGCUCGCGCUCACGCCGCUGAAGUGGCGCGCGCUCAAUGAAGAAGGAAGAGAUCCACCUCCUCCUCCUCCUAACCCUGCUGGAGAUGUGAAUGCACAACCCCAAGCCGGAGCACCUACAAUCGGAGACUAUGACUCUGCCGAUGCUUUCUUCAUGGAUAGAAACCCUAUCCAUCCACCACUUCCUGCAAGGAAUGACUAUGAGAUCAAGCCUCAGAUCAUUGCAUUGGUUAGACAGAACCAAUUCAAUGGCCUUCCAGCUGAGCACCCUCUUGAUCACAUAGAAAACUUUGAAGAAAUUUGCAGCACUACAAGAUCCAAUGGAGUCUCUGCUGACUACCUUAAGUGCAAGCUCUUUUCAUUCUCUCUUGGCGACAAAGCUUCAAGAUGGUUGAAGUCUCUGCCAGCUCACUCCAUUACCACUUGGGAUGAGUACAAGGCUGCAUUCAUCAACCACUUCUACACCAAACAGAGAUCAAUUUCUGUGAGGAACAAGAUCUCCACUUUCGCCAAGCCAACAAUGAGUCUUUCUAUGAGGCGCUAG